UUCACCAACCAGUACAGCAGCGCGCGCGAGCGAGAUAGAGUGACUAGAGUAAGUCACCUACCCCGUGUUUCAUCUCCGGUUCGCCUCCCCCCACCCUCGUUCCGACCACAUCGCCGCGCGCUCUUCCAUGGCUUCCUCCGUAGCUCGGAGCUCAGCUCGUAUAGCCGUUGUCGGUGACGUCCAUGAUCAAUGGAAUCUAGAAGAAGAUAGGAAAGCACUUCAACUGCUGCAGCCGGAUUUGGUUCUUUUUACAGGUGAUUUUGGGGAAGAGAACGUUGAACUCGUUAAGAGCGUUGCAGAUCUCGAUAUUGCUAAAGCAAUUAUUUUAGGAAACCAUGACGCCUGGCAUACAACGCAGUUUUCUCGAAAGAAAAAAGACAGCGUUCAACUUCAGCUAGAAUGUCUCGGUGAGGAGCAUGUGGGCUAUCGGCGUUUGGACUAUCCUGCUGUGAAGCUGAGCGUUGUUGGUGGGCGACCUUUUUCUUGUGGGGGAAAUGAGUUUUUUCGACAAAAGCUUCUGUCUGCAAGGUAUGGGGUCCAAGACAUGGAAGGAAGUGCUAAGAGAAUAUGCGAAGCAACUUUGGGUGCUCCUGAGGACCAUUUGAUCAUAUUUCUUGCACAUAAUGGACCCACAGGUCUUGGGUCUAACGUGGAUGACAUAUGUGGAAAAGAUUGGGUGUUUGGAUUUGGGGAUCAUGGUGACCCAGAUCUUGCACAAGCCCUGUCCCUCUUAAAAGAGACUGCAACAAUCUGUGCUCCACUGGUAGUGUUUGGUCACAUGCAUAAAGAGCUAGCGCAUGGAAAUGGUCUUCGGAAAAUGAUUGUGGUUGGAGACGACAACACUAUAUACCUCAAUGGGGCUAUUGUUCCUAGAGUUAAGAGACUGAACGUUGAGCAAGGAACACCGGAGUCCUGUGGCACCAUGCGCGCCUUCACUUUAGUGGAGAUCUUGGACGGAACAGUUGAUAAAAUCGUUGAAAGUUGGGUUUCAGUUGCCGGCGAUAGGAUUACAUUGGAAGAGGAGCACAUUUUGUUCAAAAGUGGCGGUUAGAAUUCUCCGAAAUUGGAUGUUAGUUGAGCCAUAUUGUAUGUAUCCACGAUUGUGUUAUGAGAUAUCGACUCCUAUGCAAAGGAACAUCGUUGUUUAACCUGUUGAAUGUAUAUGCUAUUAGGGUUUCCAAAACAAAUCAUGUUUGUAUGAGGAAGAUGAAACUCUUUUCUUUCAUCUCCAUGAACUCUUAUUUAACCAAAUAAUCUAUUUGCUUGAGUAA
Molecule: messenger RNA, 1271 nt
Organism: Pyrus x bretschneideri (Chinese white pear)
Lineage: Eukaryota; Viridiplantae; Streptophyta; Magnoliopsida; Rosales; Rosaceae
Exons: 9
Coding region: 128-1051 (307 amino acids)
Molecular function (GO): hydrolase activity
Source: RefSeq, a predicted model, not a curated record